Penaeus indicus is the source of this 5384-nucleotide messenger RNA. RefSeq names its product CUE domain-containing protein 2-A-like. The coding region runs from base 87 to 1139 and encodes 350 amino acids. The transcript is spliced from 9 exons. The record is from RefSeq and is a predicted model, not a curated record. Gene Ontology annotation, molecular function: ubiquitin binding. NCBI's taxonomy places the organism in Eukaryota, Metazoa, Arthropoda, Malacostraca, Decapoda, Penaeidae.
UAUACAAGUUGGAAGGUGCUGGGACUCCCGAGUUGUUCUUCGUCUUUUCAAGCUCCUUUUCAGUUUUGACCCAUUCCACCCUCAACAUGAGUGCUGAUUCCAACUCGGUUCGUAAUGAUCUCAUAAAACUGCUCCACAAGCAUGUUCCUGGAGCAGAUAUAAGUGGCAUAGAUGAGAUAGUGAUCAGCUACGUGACAGGUGUGCUGGAGGAAGUGGCAGCAGAUGCUGAAGAAGUUGACUCAGCAAGCAUGAAGGAUGUGAUCAGUGCAUACGUGCCGGCUUUUGAUGUCAUCUCGGAAGACAUUCUGACAGCCUGGGUACUGGACAUGGUGCAGGGGAUAAAUGAGGAAAAGGAAAAAGAUGAGAUAGUGAUCAGCUACGUGACAGGUGUGCUGGAGGAAGUGGCAGCAGAUGCCGAAGAAGUUGACUCAGCAAGCAUGAAGGAUGUGAUCAGUGCCUAUGUGCCGGCUUUUGAUGUCAUCUCGGAAGACAUUCUGACAGCUUGGGUACUGGACAUGGUGCAGGGGAUAAAUGAGGAAAAGGAAAAAGACACAAAUUUUGAAAAAUAUAAUGGUUCAAAAAAUCACUCUGGGUCUUUAUCUGACUCUGGGACCAGACUCCAGCAGCAAUGGGUUAACUUGGGGCAGACUAUCAGAGGAACUAGAGUCCUGUCCCUAAGGUCUCUUCAUGAUGAAUAUUCUGAAGGCCUGGCCACCUUGCUUGAGAUGUUCCCAGGAGCCUGCAAUCUCGAGGUCCAGCAUUGCUUGGCUAGCUGUGGAGGGGACCUGGAGCAAGCCACAACACUUAUUUUGCAACGGCAGGAGCAAGGAAUAAGUAUCAAGGCUACACCAGGCAGUAAGCUUGUUCCAGGGGCCAAAGGAAACAAAAAAAAGAUAGAUGACAAAGAAGUUCGAAUCUCCAUCAUCAAUCGUUAUGGCUUUGUCGAUCACGAUGACGAUACGCGUGAGCAUAGGCCUGUUGCACCUAAGUGGGAGGGGAAGAAGAUGGUGCGUUACCGUGACAACAAGGUUGUGAGCCUCAAGGGAGAGAGGUACACGGAGUUCAAGAAGGAUGAAACAGCUGAGAUGAAGAAGACAUAUGUGCACCUCAAACCGGGCAAGCAGUAUCGAUUCCACUGAUCCACAGGGUACAAACCUUACUACAUUGCCGCUGUCCAGUGUCACCAGGGCGAGGGGGCGAGGGAUGGUGUGGGCCAGGGCGGUAAGGUUUGUUUUUGUAAUCAACACCAGAGUUAUUUAUGUUACGCGAUAAGGCCACAGCUUGAGGGCGAGUGCAGACUUGCGAGAGCCUUGAGUGACGUGAUGCUGUUGGUGGGUUCAGUGGAACUUUUAGCAUAUAAUCUCAUGAGAAUUCUCAUCACUCUUCAUUGUUGUUCAUUAGUGUUAUUAUGUAGUUACUGCUUCAGUGUCAGUAAUUGUAUUUUAGUGUGUGAAUUGCUUAUUAGGUACCAAAGAAGACAUAGGUUAUUAAUUGAGGCACUUUACAGCCAGAAUAGGAAAGUGGUUAAAAAGAAAUACUCAGAAUUAUAUAGAAUAUCCUGCGAAAGAUUCUUGAAGCCAUACUCGAAUAGGGUGGAGCUUGCACUGCAGUGUGCAAUACUGUGCGAAAUAACAAGAUUUAACCAUGACACACUAGACUCUGUCAUUAGUCAUAAAGAUUUUAUUAUAUUAAAAUACUUAUGGUAUAUGAUUUUUACAAAUUGGAAAACCGGUAGGUUAUUUUCAUAUGUAGGCGAGCUUGUUCAUAACGACUCCAAUAAAACCAUAAUAUAUAGCGGAAGGAAUGAUCUGUGCAGUUUUUUAUAUCUUUAUUGUAGAGUAGCUUUAUUCUCUGAUGAAUUAACAAAGGUUGAUGAUUGUAAGUGGACAACAGUCAAUAGGUAUAUGUGCAGCUCCCUCAACACUGCACGGGUGGUAAGAAUACCUCAAACUAUUUAUAGUUUAUUAGGUGUAAAUGCAGAAUUCGCAGUUCCUGCAUUAAAGAGAUGAAUUCGCAUAAUCAGAAAAGCAAUAGCAAAGACCAAGCAAAUAUUUGUUUGUUUAUGAAUUAUGUAGUUACCAGUAAUUAUAGUUUGAAAAUAAUUAGUCAGGCAUUGUUUUUAUUACAAUGAAUUGGUUUGGGAUCAUGUUUUUUGGACCAUUUUAACGAAUUUUAUCCUUUUUUACCAGGUUACAAUUUCUCCACAUAUGCAAGUAUUUGUAUAUGUACUCUUCCAUAGCACAUGGAAGCAAUUAAUUUUCUUCUACCUAGUCUAUGUAUUUAGCUGUGGCAUAUCCUAUGAUUACAUUCUCUUUCUAUUAUUAUUAAAUCUAAUAGCAGCAUUACAGAUAUAUAGUAUUCUUUAGACAGCAGAAACAUUUCUCAAACUUUCUUGACCACAGCCCAUUUCUCUGGCAAUGGACUGAUAAUCACAUUAUCAUUCGAUAUUAACCCUUAAGGGCUGGCAACCUUGGUAGCCAGAAAUUGCUCAAACAAGCACAAAAUCAAGUGAUACUGAAAGGUAAUAAUAUUUACACUACUUCUUCUAGAAUUAUAAAAUGAGGGACUUGUUGCAUUCAUCAUAGAAUAGAGGGCCUUGAAAAGAAAAAAAUGCAAACUAGAAAGAAAUUGGAAGUGUGUGCUAGAAAAGGCAUCUAAAGAUUCGUUCUGCCUUUGUGCCAACUAGAGUUAUUAAUCCAAUCCAGGCCAUGAGGGUUAAAGUACAUUAGUUUUAUACAAGAAGUUUUAAUUUGUUACAGUAAAGUAAUAAGUCUCGGGGCAUUAGAUACAGAUUUAUGUUUGUUUCUUGAUAAUGCUGAUGAUGGUGAUGAUGAUUAUCAACUUCAUUGUUAAAAAAUCCUUAUAAAAGGUAUCCUCUAUUCACAGAGUCUAAUUGAAGUUGGUUGUUUCCUUUCCUGGUAGUAACUUUACUAUACUGCUGAAAGGGAGGGCUAAGAUAGAAUGGUGGUAGUUAGUUCUUAAAUGAUUACAGUGGUCAAGGUUUUUAAAAGACAGUCUUCCCAAAUUAAAAUAUCAUCAUGUAACAAUAGUUCUUUUUUCUUGCUUACUCGGCAAGGUAUCAAUGAAGUUAGGUUUUGGAGUGAGUUACAAAUUUCCUUCUUAAUUCUCUCUUCUGUCUCCUCUUCCUCUUUAUCCUCAUCCUGCUUUUAUUUAUAAUACACUAUGAUAGAGAGAUUCCUUUAUACCUUUAGUGGACAGCAGUUUUCAUUUUAGCUCAGCUGUAAUGGUAAUCUAGACCUUGAAAAUUACCUUGAGGAUAUUUGCUCUAAGUUACUGUUACCCUUAGUUUCUUUAACAAGUUUACGUAUACUUGUUUAGAUUUAGUACUAUUUGUGGACCUGGUCUGAAUCUCCAUAAGGGCAUUGCUUUUUAACAGGUUUUGUUUUUCUUCUUUAAAAGACCACAAAUGUGUAACAAAAAACAAAUAUUGGUCUUUCCAAAGAAAGCCAUGUAAAGGAGUAAGAUAUAGUCAUAUAAACCUGCAGGUUUGAUAAAACAGGUUUUAUUUUGUUACUGAAAUUUAGACAUUCCAGUUUCUUGUAUGUCUUUGGCAAUUGAUGUUAGAUUUUGUGUAGUGCAAUUAUUGUGAGGGACAAAUUAAGUGUCAUGAGAAGGAAAAUAUAAUCAGCAGCUAUUAUGGGAAUGAAGUGUCUUAAUUGAACUUCAAGCUUUGUACCUGUUUUGUCAUGUUGGAAUUCAGUAUUAUAGCUGUAUCACAGUGUAGGUGGUUUAGUUGAAGAUUACACAUGGUCAGGAUAUGUUUGCAAGAGGUGAAAAUCUAAUCCUCUUGCAGAUUAUGGCAUUAAGUGGCUUGUUGAUAAUUUACUAAAUAAUUGGUGAUUUAAAUUCCCUGUGUUGUUUGUGGUCUCGUGUAGAUGAUGAGACAAAGUAGAUUUUUUUUUCUUUUUAAUUCUUUUUUUUUUCAGUCUUUACUUUACUUCAUAUUAAUGCACAGUGACAGGAUAGUGAAUCUACUAAUACCACUUAUUAACUCUUUCCAAAAGAUAGCUGUCUUACUAGUAUAACCCUCUACUUAGAUCAGUGUUGUUUUAGUAAUAGGUAGCUUUCUCGCAGCUUCUUUAGUUAGUUAAGACUUUAUAGAACAUAUUUAUUUUUUAUAUUUUGCUGCUGUACAAAAUAUUAUGUUUGUAUGUUAAUCCUUGGAUUUUUAUUUUGCUUGUGUUAUAGCUAAGAGAAUGUGCAAAUGUUGACCAGAAAAGUAAGCUUACAUACGGGAAAGGGAUAACUUGAGAAUAAGUGCACAUGUACCAUUUCUAGGGGAAUAAGGGUUUUGGCUUUUCUGUGUCUCUUUACUAUAUAGCUGGCACUGGCUUUACCUAAUAUGCUUACUUUAACAUAACUGAAAUUGUAAAUUGCUUUUUUAUAUAUUUCUUUCACCUUAGGCUUUAAAGAAUUUUUGAGAUCUUUCAUGUUUAUGACUAAGUGAGUUUUAUGGUUGUUGAAGUGACUUCCUGAUUCAGUAAACAGGUUUUUCAAAGCAUUCCUGCUGUAUAAUAGACCAGCUAACUUUACAAAUGAAUUACAGAACAUGUUCAGUCUGUUCAUGUGUCAAAUCAAAGCUCUGGCCAUAUUCCCCCUUUUUAUCGCAGCAUUUCUCGUGAACAAUUACAGACAUGGCUGGUAUAACAUGCAUUGUGCUUUGAAUGUCUUGUAAGGACUUUUGAUGUGAUUAGGUUUUCAUUUUUGUCUAGUUUGUUUUUAUAUGAACCCUUGUAUGUUGGUGUGAGUUUUCAUAAAGGAAUAUAUAUAUAUAUAUUUUUACACUUUUGAAGUUUUUCAGGAUAAGGACUUUCAUCACAGAAAAGUUUUUUUCCUUCUUUUUUUUUUAAGUCUGUUGAUUACAGUACUCACAGUUGUCCUUUUUGAAACAGUACACAGUAAUUUAUAAUAAUCCAGUUUCUGAGACGAUUGUCCAUGCAAUAAUAUGAUAGGAAUUUAUCAGUGCUUUUAACUUUAUAAUGAUCAGUUACUUCAGAGUGAUAAUGAGCACAACAGGAAAUGGAAUGGUUGUACUUAUCUCUUUUUUCCCCCCAAGAAGUAUGUACUGGUUGCAGUGAUUUUCCCAUUUUCUUUACUUUCACGAACUCAUAGGAGAGAAAUUUAUUGUUUUAGAGUUUUUUUUUUUCCCAGUUUGAAAAGACACAAGUACAUAUUACUUAAGGUUUCAUUUGUGUGUUUUUUUUUUGUUUUUUUUUAUGGAUCUGAUGAAAUAAAAGUGUAUGUAAGGUAGAUGUUCAGGUUUCUACUUUUGUCUCUUCCUUAUAGAAAUUUCAUUGUAAAUCUUUAUGUGAUCUGUAAAUCGUCUUUGCUUAUUACGUGUGGCUAAUAAAUGAGAAAAGAUA